Humulus lupulus (European hop) is the source of this 1089-nucleotide messenger RNA. RefSeq lists its product as uncharacterized. The transcript has 5 exons. Lineage: Eukaryota; Viridiplantae; Streptophyta; Magnoliopsida; Rosales; Cannabaceae. The record is from RefSeq and is a predicted model, not a curated record. The coding region runs from base 1 to 1089 and encodes 362 amino acids.
AUGGCAACAUCUGCAUCACAUUACUUAUUGGAUGAGAGUGUUGAAGCUCUUAAUCAAAUUGAUGGAAUUAGUGGAGAAGUAUACGCAAAAGCUAUUGAGAAGUUUGAGAACGAGGAUAAAAUGUCUUUAAACGUUGCUUGGUUCAACAAGGAUAAUUUACUGGACGAUUCAGAUGAUGAGUUUGGAGAGAUUUUGCUAUAUUUUGCUUGCGAAGAAUAUAAUCAAUUAUAUCUAUCUAAGCAACCUUGUAGAAAUUCAGCUCUUUCAGGCCAUGAAUACGUUAUGGAAGUGUUGCACGGACAUUGGAAUAGGUGUUAUGAUUUGUUCAGAAUGAACAAAGAUGUCUUCAAACUAUUUUGUGGUGUUCUAAAGGAAAUUUUUUUAUUGAAGAACUCACGAUAUCUGUCUGUUGAAGAACAAGUGGCUAUGUUCUUAUUUGUGAUUGGCCAUAAUGAACGACAUUGUGUGGUUGUUGAACGAUUUCAGCACUUCACCUCAACCACAUCUCAUUAUUUUAGGAAGGUUUUGAAGACAAUUUGUCGUCUAUCCAAAGAACUAAUUACUCCACCUUCAUUUGAUAAUUGUGUUGGAGCUAUAGAUGGGAUUCAUAUCUCUGCGCAUGUUCCAAUUGAUGAAAAAAAUAUCAUAUCGAGGUUGGAAAGUGGAUACAACUCAGAACGAUCAGCUAAUGAUGCACGAAUUCUUCUAGAAUGUGCCACAAACCCAGAUUAUGGAUUUCCAAUGCCGCCCCAAGGAAAAUAUUAUCUUGUUGAUUCUGGCUAUACAAACAUGCCUGGUUUUCUUUCGCCAUAUCGAGGGGAAAGGUAUCAUUUGGGCCAGUACAUAGAUCUUAAUCCCAUAGGCAAAAAAGAGCUUUUCAAUUAUCGACACUCUUCCUUGAGAAAUGUCAUUGAGCGGUGUUUCAGCGUGUUGAAGGCUCGCUUUCCAAUCCUAAAACAAAUGCCUUCAUAUGAUCUAAGAAUACAAAAGUACAUUGUCAUUGCUUGCUGUGGGAUUCACAAUUUUAUAAAGACAAAUGCAGAAGCAGAUGUAUAUUUUGAUGGAGGGGAAGGAAAUUCUGAAGUAUAG